Messenger RNA from Iphiclides podalirius (scarce swallowtail), 447 nucleotides. The record is from the annotation of a GenBank genome assembly. Lineage: Eukaryota; Metazoa; Arthropoda; Insecta; Lepidoptera; Papilionidae.
AUGGCUUUCCGAGCCCGUAAACAAGUGGCGAACGUCGUGCGUCGCGUCAGGGCUGACACCGGUAGUGGCGUGGUGGCGCGGUCGUUAGUCGGUGGCGGGCGUCCUGCGAGCGCGCCAGGGCUGACACCGACAGUGGUGCGGCGGCGCGGUCGCCAGUCGGUAGGUCAGGGCGGCCAGGGGCGAGCACGUGAGCCGCGCCGGGGAGCGCCGCGCGUGCGGGGGGUGGGGGCGUGCGCGCGCACCGAUCGAUACGCAGCUCCGCGUCCAGUGGCCGGCCAGCCGCGCGCCCGCACGCACGUGCCGCGUCCCCAUGCCAUCGCCCCACAGAUGACGGAGCCCGCCCGCGCCCGACCACGCCGCAACGACCCCGCACCCAGCACGCGCCGAGUUCUAACCCCGAGCCGCGCGACAAGGCUGUAUAAUCAACGAACUCAGUUCCGUGGGCAC